AUGCAAGAAAUCAGAAUACCACAAAAACUAUGUGCGGAUCCCUGGGUCGACGAAGUGCGGCUCGAGCCACACCGCCACCACCAGCACCACCCUCCGGUCCCGCCCCCUCCCCUCCCACCACCUGUUCCCAUAGCUGUCAUUCCUUUCCCGGUGGUCUCAGCCAACCCUCCGGCCCCUCCCAUUCAGACUGCUUCGACCCUUCACACAGCCUCCUCAAUGCCAGUGGUCACACCCUUGGCCACAGCCCUGUCCCCACCAGCAGCCCCCCUCCUCAGCCCUAAUGGCAAGGAUGCCCAUUCCCCUCCACAGCAGCAGCAGCAGCAGCAGCAGCAGCAGCAACAUCAUCACUUGAUCGCACACAUAAAAGCAGAAGCUACCAGCUUGCCUCCAUCGAAUAACAGUCCCAAGCAGCAGCCGCAGCCACAGCUACAACAGACGCAGGCGCUGCUGCAACCGUAUCCAGCCCCCAUCAUCACAGCCCAGCAUCCACCACAGCAACACGCCCUCCUGCCCCAGCCAGCACUACCCCAACCUCAGCCCGCACCAGCCCAGGGUCAGGCAGACCAACCGCCCAGGCCUAACGGAGUUGUUGUGGAAGAGCCGCGCAACCUAGAUGGCAAAAGGAGACCUGGAGGGGCUGGAACUCGAGAAGUUCACAACAAGCUGGAAAAGAACAGACGAGCACAUCUGAAAGAAUGUUUUGAGACCCUCAAGAAGAACGUUCCUAAUGUGGAUGAAAAGAAAACUUCCAAUCUGAGUGUCUUGAGGAGUGCUCUCCGCUACAUCCAGGUAAUGGGAUUGGAUAUAAGUGCGAUGAAACGAGUGUUUGAUGACGUGCAUCCAAUAGAAGCUUCUAAAAUAAAUAAUGUUUUCAUGUUUGAAUGGGUAAGAAACAACAUAAAAUCUAAUUACCAUGAAUCAUUUCCGCUCUUUCCAGAGGGUGAAGACAACUUCGACCAAGACGUAGAUGAUGACAUCCUCUCCUCCCCACCCUCGUCUUCUGUGGCCAAACCGUCUGAGCCCCGCGCUGCCAUGCCUCCACCCUCCAUUCUCGCUACACAUAUCUCCAUACAACACAAACCCACCACACCACCCAAUCAACUCCAGCCCACAGUGGUCACCCCUCAAGCCAUCGCCCCUGCGCCCCCUUCCCACCUCGUUUCCCCUCCUCAGCCAACAGUCAUCACCCACGCCUCCGUAUCCCAUGCGUCCGUCAUCCAAGCCGUCAACCACGUCAUCCCAGCUGGGCCUAAACAUCUGGCGCACAUUGCGCCCUCUAACGGUGGCCAGCCUAUUGGACACAUCACCGUGCAUCCUGUGGCCCACCUCCCCGCGGCCAUUUACCCGCAGUCAGUAGCAGUCUCGCAGCCGGCGAUGGUGGGGCACAUCACACAUACAUUGGCGCACCACCCACACUCUCACGCCCAAGUUAACGGCACACCAGUUACAGGCCAGCAGGCCACCAUGGUGGGAAAGCCAACGGCCGUGGUCGCUCACCAUCACACCGGGCUGGUGAGCCAGACAGUGCUCAAUCCGGUGACUAUGGUAACUGUUCCUCCUUUUCCCGUCAGCACGCUAAAGCUGGCCUGAGAGAAAAGAGAGGACUUCCAUGAAAGGAGGUCUCACAAAGUGAGAGCAAGAGAGACUAAAGAUGAAGAGCUAAUUUCUAAAAGGAUGACUAGAUCUCGUUCAGAAAUUCACUACUGUCGCUCCUACACGCCGGGACUUCAUCAGGAUCGGAGCGUAUCCUCUUUUGCUUGUAGAAGGGGCUUGCGUGUCUUUUGCGUGUCUAGCGCUGGAAAGAAAUUCAUGUAAUGCACUUGCUUAACUAGAUUCGAAGACAUUGGUCAGUCUUUAGUAAUGUGAGAGUGGAGUGCUAAAACAAAUCAAUUAUUUCUUCUUUCCCUCAUAUCCUUUUUUCUGUAUGCAAAUUAUCACACGCUUUACAUUCAUUCACCAAAAAAAUCUCCACUAAUCAAAAAUGAGUGCUUAAAGCUCAGUACUGAAAGCAUGCGGGAAAAAAACGUUUACUGUGUGACUAUUUUAGGGGCAUUUAAAACUCGUCAAACGGGGCUUUUGACUAAAAAAAAGUCAAGUCUUCAGCCAGAUCAGGUUACUCAAAGUGUCUCUGUACUUGCUAGGAAAUGUUAAGUGCCUAAGCCCCAAUUCAAGCCCAGUGGCGCCACCUGCUGCCUACGCAAUUUUUGCUGAAUAUGAAGCGCAAGCGUAUUAGAGUGCCACGACUUGACCUGCAGUCACAGGCAUCUGUUGGCAAUCAAGAAACUCAAAGUCUUAAAAGUGUCGAGGUGAAUGGGUUGUGAGGAAACUCGACUAAUGUACAAUUCAACAUCUGAGAAAGACAUGAAUUUGAAAGUACAUUAAAGCAUUCAUAACUUGCAGCAAGUGCACAGAUAUUUAACCUAACAAUAUUUCGUAAUACUUGAUUAACGUUUCGAAUGAUUAAAAACGUUACGUACGGCGCGUGACAGGGCGCUGCGGUGUCGGGCAUUUCCGUUUCUUCAAAACAGCAGUUACCAAUGUUCUCGUGCUUGUAGCAACACGAUGAAGAACGUCGAAUGAAGUCUUAGAAAAUACAUUAACGUUAAUCUAUCUUUUUCAUCACGCGCACGUUCAUAGAUGAACCAUAGAUGUUUUCAUAGAAGCGCCUGCCCUUCCAGUGUAGAUCGGUGCUGUUGUGUCCAUUUUACGUUCAUUGCCGCUCAACCAUUUUUCAUUAUUAUGUGUGAUUGUGUAAAUUGUCGUGAGGUAGGCACUUGUUUAUGAGUAUUUUAGGAGGU
This is a messenger RNA of Sinocyclocheilus grahami, 2798 nucleotides long. RefSeq names its product max-binding protein MNT-like. The coding region runs from base 1 to 1590 and encodes 529 amino acids. Gene Ontology annotation, biological process: regulation of transcription by RNA polymerase II. Gene Ontology annotation, molecular function: protein dimerization activity; DNA-binding transcription factor activity, RNA polymerase II-specific; RNA polymerase II cis-regulatory region sequence-specific DNA binding. The record is from RefSeq and is a predicted model, not a curated record. Lineage: Eukaryota; Metazoa; Chordata; Actinopteri; Cypriniformes; Cyprinidae. The transcript has 5 exons.